CAUCAAUGCAAGGAGAAGUAUAGAAGCCAGGGUUCAAGAAUGCGCAACCUCCAAGGCUUCAUUCUUUAUAACCGAUCAGUUGUACUUGCUUCUCGCACCAGCAUCACCACCGGAACCAUACUGAAAUUUUCUCAGUAGCCCGCCUUGUUGAUGUUUCGUCAGAAGAUAACCAGCUAUGAUCUCAGGCUUGACCAAUCAUGCAUAUUCAUGCCCGAGGCACGGAAUUCAGCGACGGCUCCUUCGAUAACCGGGUCGUUCAACGUUGCUUUUCCCCCAGGUGUGCGCAUCAAGAGCAUCAAAGUGAAACUGAAAGGAAUGCUCCAUGUCCCUCGCGAUGGCUUCAUGAUCGCCGAAGACCGCGUGCAAAGCACAUGCGAACACAAGCAAGUACUCGCCUCGUCCAAGACGCUGGGCUCCUUUCCUAUGCCAGAAGGACAGCAUGAGUUCCCCUUUGACAUCCCGCUACCGCGCAAGUUCCUCGAGACGGUGACGGGUGUCAAGCACAAUUACCACUCGUACAAGGUCGAGGCGACGGUGGCGUUCCGAUACAGGAGAAAUCUCGUGGUCUCGAAACCCAUCCGGAUCUACCACGAUUCAGACCUGGAGGCGAACUACCUGACGUCGGACUUUUCGCCGACAGUAGGAGGAAGCUUCGACCAGAAACUGCAGUACUCGGUCUCGAUGCCCAGCCAUUACAUCCCCUUCGGCUCCCGGUUCCCCGUUGACUGCCAAUUCACAGCCGUGUCCAAGGAUGUCAAACUUCUCGCCAUCACCGUCAAGGUCGCUGAAAAGCACUUCAUCCGCCUGGACGCCACGGCGGCACAGUCGGCGCGCGACAACAUCUACUCGAUCACAUCCCUGAAGAACCACACCAUCUUCACGGAGCGAUUCGAAGUCACGGGGGGGCACGCCGAUGACUCCCAAAGCGACUCUGCCGCGGCGACAGAAUGGUGCAUCAGCAAGCUGGCUUGCCUGCCCCCGAGCUUCGAUUCCUGCUCGCAGACGACCGCGACGAAGCGCAUCAAGAUCAGCCAUCGAUUGGUGGUUAGCGCCGAGUUCCAGGAUGCCACCGGGAAGGUCUUUACUGAGACGGCCAAAUCCAUCCCGUUCUGCAUCUACAUGACCCCCUCGGUGAUCGGACAGGAUGGAUCCAUCUGCAACAAGACGAUCCAUGACAUUCGAGAGCCGCCGCCGCUGUACGGGGACCAUAUCCUGCAUCCGAAGCUGCUGGGGUCGACGGGGGAUGGGGAUGGGGCAACAUGUGCACAUACGGAUCUUGUGCCUCCUUGGAAUGACUGUCAUGACCUGAACGCUUUGGGGCCUGCGCCUUGCUAUGAUACACUGGAGCACCCGGCACCUGCCUAUAUUGCUUAAUAUAAUACCAGGAUCUGUGUUAUGAU
Aspergillus aculeatus ATCC 16872 is the source of this 1400-nucleotide messenger RNA. RefSeq lists its product as uncharacterized. The record is from RefSeq and is a predicted model, not a curated record. Gene Ontology annotation, molecular function: ubiquitin protein ligase binding; protein-macromolecule adaptor activity. The transcript is spliced from 5 exons. Lineage: Eukaryota; Fungi; Ascomycota; Eurotiomycetes; Eurotiales; Aspergillaceae. The coding region runs from base 208 to 1374 and encodes 388 amino acids. Gene Ontology annotation, biological process: ubiquitin-dependent endocytosis. Gene Ontology annotation, cellular component: cytosol; cytoplasm; plasma membrane.